Messenger RNA from Rhipicephalus microplus (southern cattle tick), 680 nucleotides. RefSeq names its product cathepsin B-like. Lineage: Eukaryota; Metazoa; Arthropoda; Arachnida; Ixodida; Ixodidae. The record is from RefSeq and is a predicted model, not a curated record.
GACUUCGAGACCGUCUGGCAUAGCCUUUGUCCCGACUUGAGAGACACCGCUACACUCGACACAAAGCCAUCGGACCGGAAUUGGGCCUGGUGUAGCCACCGGACUACUGCCUCGUCGUGAACACCACGAAGGUGCUUAGGACCUUUGAGGAACCCUUCGACACUUAGGGCAGUGACUUACGCUAAGCGAGUAUGCGCACGCCGGUGGUGGUUUACCUCCUCUCGACUGUUGCCUUCGCGGUGUCCGAGGAUGCCUGGCGCUACAUGAUCCCGGACGAGACGGACGCAUUUUCCGACAAGAUGAUCCAGUACAUAAACUACCUCAACACUACGUGGAAGGCUGGCCGCAAUCCUGGCUUCGAAGAUCCCGCAUACGUGUGUAGGCUUCUUGGAGUACACCCGGAGAACCAGAGGUACCGGCUUCCCGAACGGAGGCUGCACCUCAGUUCUCUCGGUCCCUUGCCGGAGAACUUCGAUUCUCGAGAAAACUGGCCCGAGUGCACCACCAUUGGUGAGAUUCGGGACCAAGGUUCCUGUGGGUCAUGCUGGGUCAGUACUCUUCGGUGCACGUUUAGCCUGCCAUUUACUGCACCUGCCUCUUUUCCCAAGGAACGUAGCACGUAUCUGCACAUUGCAAAGACUAGGCUAAUAUAUGAUGGUUUCGCCGGAGAUUUUAUUCCG